Microthlaspi erraticum is the source of this 1672-nucleotide messenger RNA. NCBI's taxonomy places the organism in Eukaryota, Viridiplantae, Streptophyta, Magnoliopsida, Brassicales, Brassicaceae. The record is from the annotation of a GenBank genome assembly.
AUGGAACCUUAUCUUAUCAUUGAGAGAAUUGGAGCUGUGGCUUAUCGUCUAGAACUACCAGCAGAACUAGAAGCAUUUCACGAUGUGUUUCAUGUCUCUGUAUUACGGAAAGUGGUUGCAGAAAAGGAGUUGAUCAUACCACAGCCACCUAAAGACUUGGAGCUAGAUUUGUCAGUUAAGGGAAGACCUGUGUCAAUCCUAAGCCGUAGAGAUGGUGGCUCAAUGGGAAAGAAAGCUCGAACAGUUCAAAUAUGUUGGGAAAGAGAUGGUAUUCAGGAGGUAACAUGGGAGACUGAACAACACAUGAGACAAGAUUAUCCUGAACUCUUUACUGAGGAUAGUGGAGUUUUGAAUUCAGGGACGAAUUCUCUAGAAGUGGGGGAGAAUUAGAAAUCUCAGUUUUCCAGUUUUGCUUCCAGUUUCUGCUUGAGGUUUUGGGGGAAGGAUUCCGGUCGAACCCGAACGAUUCAGACCAGAUUGGUGGUAGAUCCAGAUAGAGGGAGUGUCAGAGAAGGCAAGGGAGUCGAAGUUGGUACCAUAGGAGGUUCAGUUUUCCUACAACAGUCUCAAUCCGUUUUCAGCCAAAUUCAGAGAGGAAGAAUCGAGCUAUGGGCCAUGGUCUUCCCUCGAAACUGGACUGUGAUGGGCCGACGGGUUACAUGCAGGUCACGAACGGCUGACGAGCCCGGUAUGGGAGUGUAUGAGCUACGGCUGCCUCCAAGCAUGAGAAUGCCACCAAAGAAGACAACGCGUGUAGCAAAUGCAAAUGUAAAUGCACGAGCUGCUGGGCAAGGACAACCACAAGGUGGAGCAGAACCUGCAAUAACACGUGCAGAGGUGCAAGAGCUUCGGGAUAUGAUGAGAGAGAUUUUGCAGAGACAAGCAGCACCAGCAGUAGGCCAACCAAAUGCUGCACCACAUGGCCAUCACCUACCACCAGCUGCACCACAUGUUCAACAUCCACCACCACCUCCAGCAGGGGCACCAGCACCAGGAAUUGGUCUCACAUACUGGGAGACACUGAGACUCAUGACAGAUUUGGGUACAGAGAUUUUCAAUGGUGGGAAUAACCCAGUGGAGGCUGAUGAUUGGAGGAAGCUGUUAGAGAGGAAUUUUGAGUCAACCAGGUGUCCAGUUGAAUUCAAGAAAGGGCUUGCAGUUCAUUUCUUGCGUGGAGAGGCACACAUUUGGUGGGAGGGUGUGAUGCGGAGCAUGCCUGCUGGAUAUGAGAUACCUUGGGAGACUUUCAGAGAUGAGUUCAACAGGAAGUACUUUCCACAAGAAGCAAUGGAUACUAUGGAGUGUUCAUACUUGGAGCUUCGCCAGGGGUCCAUGACUGUUAGGGAUUAUGAGAGGGAGUUCAACCGCCUUAGUAGGUUUGCAGGGAGAGAGCCUGGAGAACAGAAGUUGAUUCGUAGAUUCAUGAGAGGGUUGAGGCCAGACAUCCGCAACCAUUGUUCAGUUCGAGACUAUGGUAGUAUGAUUGAGUUGGUUGAGAAGGCGGCCAUGAUGGAGACUGGGCUUGAGGAGGAAGUUAAACACCUCAAGAGCACUCAGGCAAAGGCGACAAAGGUUGUGGAGUCUCAGAAGCGUACUUGGGAUAACCGUGAUGCAAGACAAGGCCAGAACCGUUUUGCAGAGUGUGCUACUUGUGGUAAGAGACAUGGUGGAA